AUGCCGCGAAUGCUUGAUUUGCCGGUUUAUUACACUGACGUUCAGUGGCGCGCAUUAAAAUCUAAAGCCAGAAACAACCAUCCAUCUAUUACACCUAGGAAUGCCGAGAUCAUCAUGGAGACUAUUAGAGUCUACGAUGCUAUUUUGAAAGAUCAGAAUCCGACACCUCUGCCUCAAUUUGCGGAUUCUAUCACAUAUGACAAGAGACAAGUCAAUAAGUUUGUACUUUACAACAGACACACAAAACACGAUCACAUCACCGUCAUGAGCCCUUGCUACCUUCCCAAGCGUCGCCCCGAAGCUCGCGUUGGCAAAGUUCCGAAGCAGGUUGACACGACUAUCAAACCAACAAGAGAUCCUAGAGGAUCCACAUUUGGCUUCAUUAGAGGGGCCGAAGUUGCUGUAGUCGAAGAGGAAAAAGAAGUAGGAGAAUCGAUUGUGGUGGAAGAUAAGACCGAGGGUGGGAAAAAGGUUUCGAUCAAGAAGAGCGGCCCGGCUGGGAGGAAAACUCUUGCUGAAAAGAAGAGAAGUUCACGUUUGAAGGCAAAAGUGGUCGCCAGCGACGAUUUCGUUAGGAGAAGCUCGAGGAGAAUUGGUGGUGCUGCAACUGUGAGUGCUGAUAUUGAUAUGGAUGCGGGGACCCCUGAACCGCAGAUUAUGACUCGGGAAAUGAGCAAGCUUGCUGAUUGUAGCUCUCCCGGGUCAAAGGAAGGGUUUUCUGAGCGCGAUGAGUUGGUCAGCGACUUCAAUGUUACAUACGGUCCUCCCAUCUCGUACAAAUCGCCAUACAGCCAUCCUAAACUCGUCUACCAAUCUCCAUAUGCACCUAUCCCAGACGCCUACGAAAACGUCGCAAGCCGCGAAACUACCAUAUCAGCUCCACCCACCAUCAUCCCAGAUGUCGAAGACCAGUUCCCUCGAAUCAACCGAUCAGCUCCACUCACAAUUACUCCAGACGCCGGCAACCACUCUCCAAGUCGGAAUACCACUAUCUCAUAUCCACCUGUAGUUAUUCCAGACAUCAACGACCAAUUCCCUAGUCGCCAAACCACCGCAUCAGCUCCAGGCUCCGUCAUUUCAGAUGCCGAAGACCAGUUACCAAGUGGCGAUACCACCAUCUCGUAUAUAUCUCAAUAAUGCUAGUUCUAUGAUUCUAGAAUCGUGAGGGAAGAUGAGUUCUAGGUAAUUUAGAUAGUUGAACUGCAGAGAAACGAUCAGUGAGUUUUAGGCUGGAACAUCAUUCACUUUAUGUAGUCACUGAAUCUGGGGUGCGUUAGAUAUCAUGAAAAAGCUUAUGUCAAGGCUCAGGAGGAGA
This is a messenger RNA of Botrytis porri, 1315 nucleotides long. RefSeq lists its product as uncharacterized. Lineage: Eukaryota; Fungi; Ascomycota; Leotiomycetes; Helotiales; Sclerotiniaceae. Bases 1 to 1137 code for a protein of 378 amino acids. The transcript has 4 exons. The record is from RefSeq and is a predicted model, not a curated record.